Molecule: messenger RNA, 834 nt
Organism: Bipolaris maydis ATCC 48331
Lineage: Eukaryota; Fungi; Ascomycota; Dothideomycetes; Pleosporales; Pleosporaceae
Product: ClpP/crotonase-like domain-containing protein
Biological process (GO): fatty acid beta-oxidation
Cellular component (GO): peroxisomal matrix
Source: RefSeq, a predicted model, not a curated record
AUGUCUGAUCCACCCGAAGCACCAGACUCAUGGAUCACCGUGGAAUACCUAGGUAGAAUCGCCAUUCUCACCAUCAACCGCCCCCAAAAGCUCGGAGCUCUAACAAAAGACGGGUUCUACCUCUUGACCCAGCGGCUGCGAGAAAUAGACACACACGACGAAGUCUUCAUCACCAUUCUCACAGGAACGGGCAGAUUCUUCAGCGCUGGAGUAGACAUCUCAACCAGCAAUGCCAUCGAUCCCGGCACAGACAUCUGGCGCGAAUCCCUCAGGGAAACGGUAUCCUACACCCUCAACUCUACCGAAGCUUUUUAUACGCAUUCGAAAAUUCUUGUGACGGCGCUGAAUGGCCCUGUUGUAGGCAUCGCAGCGGCACUGGUUUCGUUUUCUGAUUUCAUCUUUUGCGCUCCCCACGCCUACCUCCUCACACCUUUUACGAGCCUCGGGCUCAUCGCUGAAGGCGGUGCUUCAGUGGGGUUUGUGAGGCGGAUGGGGGUGAGUAAGGCGACAGAGGCGCUUCUUACGAGUCGAAAGAUUUUGGCGGAUGAUCUUGUUGCGUGUGGGUUUGUCAACAAAGUCUUUGAGGAUUGCGCUGAGGGCGAGGAUGAGAAGCUCAGGGAGCGAGUGAUUGCGCAUGUUGAUGAUACCCUAGGUCCGCAUCUGGUGGGCUCGAGUUUGCUUGAGACGAAGAAGCUUCUCAUGCUGUCGAUGAAGCAGCAGGUUGAUCAGAGUGUGGUGGCUGAGUUGAUGGGGGGGUUGAAAAGACAGGCGUUGGGGAUUCCGCAGAGGGAGUUUGAGAAGAUUAGGACGGGGGAGAAGAGACAUAAGUUGUAA